AUGAGAUGGGGCUUGCUACCACCCUCCACCAAGGUCAUCCCCAAGGGCCAAGACAUGAUCCGCACCAUCAAUGCGCGGGCAGACACUAUUCUUUCCGGUCGGGGUCUGUGGAAUUCACCGUUCACCAAAGGCAAGAGAUGUGUCGUGUGGACACAAGGAUUCUAUGAGUGGCUGGCCACUCCUCAAGCUAGAUUACCUCACCUCAUUGGGAUGCCCAACCAUGGCCUUGGCAGGACGGCGGUUGAUGGUAAGGAGAGGGAAAUGAUGCCCCUGGCAGGACUAUGGGAAGAAUGCACUUUGGAUGACGGGACCAAAGUGAAGAGCUUCGCCAUAUGCACCACGGAGAUCAACAAGCAGCUUGAAUGGCUUGUGAGUAUUGAAUGGCAGACGUACGGUCAGCAGGCCAGAGCGUCCUUGUAUCACUGAUCCGCUCGCGUGCCGUCUACAGCAUACACGCAUGCCAGUCAUCCUCCCAGACCUGAGGGCCAUGCAAGUUUGGCUCGGAACAGUCGAAGCGCCUCUUUCUCAUGUGGCAGCUCUGAUGCGGCCUUACUCAGGAGACCUCGAGUGUUACAGAGUCCCUCAAGAGGUUGGAAAGACGGGAACCGAUGAUGCAAAAUUUCUUCUACCCAUCGAGCAGCGCAAAGAUGGGAUCGCGCGAGCCUUCGGCCGCUUGAAGAAGAGGGACGCAGAGGAAGAGGGGGGCGCUUCGGAGCAGCAGUACAGGGCACAAUUGAAAAAGGUCAAGAAGGAAGAGGACAGGGAGAUCAAGACUGACGCCGAGAAAUCUGGACCUUCAGCGCCGAGACAAGAAGACGCAAUCAAGCGCGAGGAGCGCUCAGGUGGAACACUCGCCAUGAAAGAGGAGGAAAGGGAUUCGAUUCUUCGAGCGACUGAGCAGGUCGAAAGGGAUGCACAAGAUACCGAAAUAACUCGGCAGGAGGAGCAUAAGGUUGAUGCUGGACAUAUCAAGCGCGAUCCUUCGGAGCCAGCUCAGGAUCAAAUCGAAGCUGAUAGAAAGUUUGCUGAAGAGCUGCAGAGGUCAGAGGAACCUUCAACCGCGAACGAUGAUGCCAAGUCUAAGCCAGCGCACAUGGUUGAUCAACAUCGAGGCUUGUCCGACUCUGAGCCUUCGGCCGGGACGCCCGCACGCAGCUCGAGGUUCUCACCUGAGCCUUGGAACCCACCCUCUCCUACCUUUGGGUCAUUCGACACAAGAGCUAGUGGGAAUGGCAAGGCAAGUCAAGCUUCGCCCACUGGCCCCACCAGGCUGGAAGAUAUGCUCUCUGCUCAGAGAUCUGCCGCCCACUCUCGACCCGGUGUUACCAUCUCGCCCAAGUCGAACGGAGCUUCGCGAGUCAGUCCGUUUAAGGGGCAGGCAGGAUCGCCAAAGAGCAAAGCUAAAGAUGGAGCGGCCAAGGGCGCACCAGAUAUUCGGAGUUUCUUCAAGCAGUAA
Messenger RNA from Ceraceosorus bombacis, 1456 nucleotides. The record is from the annotation of a GenBank genome assembly. NCBI's taxonomy places the organism in Eukaryota, Fungi, Basidiomycota, Exobasidiomycetes, Ceraceosorales, Ceraceosoraceae.